CGAAAUUCGAAAUUGUCGCACGCAACCUCAAAAAAAAGACCAACCCGUUUGUUUUUGUUGAAAAAUCAGCGAGUGUGGCAAUGGCUUCAAUCCUCUCGACAGCUUUACGGCAAUCCCGCCCACUGGUGCUGGCCAGUGCAUGUCGCUUCGGUACCAUCUCUGGGAUGAGCUUCUCCACUCAACUUGGAGGAGCUCUUCGUAGGAGUGUCCUGACUGUGAAGCCCAUUCAAUUGGCUGCUCCUGUGAAACAAUUUGCAACGAGUUCUGUGAACAAGGCAAGUGCUGCAGGAAGUCAUUCGCAUGAUAAGCUCUGGAUUCUUGAGCGGGUGCUGUCUUUGGGUCUUCUGGGGCUUGUACCACUAGCCUUUAUAAGCCCUUCAGCUAUUGGAGAUACAAUCCUUGCAUCCGUAAUGGUAGUUCACAGCUACAUUGGAUUCAAGAGUAUUGUUACGGACUAUGUACGUCCGGUGAUCUUUGGAACCGUCAUCCCUCCAAUUGCCCAGGGUCUUCUGCUGCUCCUUACCAUUGCAACAGCCGCAGGACUCAUACAGUUCAUCCGGAAUGAUGUGGGAAUUGCAAAUGCAGUAAAGCGCGUGUGGGCAAUUAAACCAGCUCCAUAAAUAUAUUAAACUUUCAUUAAAUUAUUCUUUCUCUGUAUAAAAUAAAUCUCGAGUGUUUCAGUAUUGA
Lutzomyia longipalpis is the source of this 687-nucleotide messenger RNA. RefSeq names its product succinate dehydrogenase [ubiquinone] cytochrome b small subunit, mitochondrial (gene SdhD). Gene Ontology annotation, cellular component: membrane; mitochondrial envelope. Gene Ontology annotation, biological process: mitochondrial electron transport, succinate to ubiquinone; tricarboxylic acid cycle. The transcript is spliced from 3 exons. Bases 81 to 620 code for a protein of 179 amino acids. Gene Ontology annotation, molecular function: ubiquinone binding; heme binding. NCBI's taxonomy places the organism in Eukaryota, Metazoa, Arthropoda, Insecta, Diptera, Psychodidae. The record is from RefSeq and is a predicted model, not a curated record.